Eubalaena glacialis (North Atlantic right whale) is the source of this 1646-nucleotide messenger RNA. RefSeq names its product major facilitator superfamily domain containing 3 (gene SLC33A2). Gene Ontology annotation, cellular component: membrane. The record is from RefSeq and is a predicted model, not a curated record. Gene Ontology annotation, biological process: transmembrane transport. The coding region runs from base 217 to 1605 and encodes 462 amino acids. The transcript has 4 exons. Lineage: Eukaryota; Metazoa; Chordata; Mammalia; Artiodactyla; Balaenidae. Gene Ontology annotation, molecular function: transmembrane transporter activity.
CCCGGGCCAGAGCGCUGCCCCAGCGCCGCCGUGGAGGAGUCCUGCAGUUCUUCGGCGUUCUGACGCCCCCAGGACCCAAGGGCGCGGGUGCGGACGCGAGCCUGUCCAACCCUGGCCCAGCCCCAGAGCCAUGCCGCUCUGUGACCCCUGACCCCAUCCCGACCGGACCGGACCCCCCUCGGAAGCACCCUGCCCCCACUCUGAGUGGAACCUCUCAUGCCGCCCCGGCCGGCCUUGAACCCAGACCCAGCCACUAGAGCUUGGGUCCCAGCCCCCGCCCCAGCGCCCCGCCUCCUCGCCAUGCGUGGGAAGCUGCUGCCGCUGGCCGGCCUUUACCUGGUGCAGGGCCUGCCCUAUGGGCUGCAGUCUGGGCUGCUGCCCGUGCUGCUGCGGGCCCGCGGCCUCUCCCUGACACGCGUGGGACUGGCCAAGGCGCUGUACGCACCGUGGCUGUUCAAGCUUGUGUGGGCCCCGCUGGUGGACACUCGGGGCUCCCCAAGGGCCUGGCUGACGCUCAGCACAGCUGCUCUGGGCCUGGUGUGUGGGCUGCUGGCAUCCCACCCUCCCGCCACAGCUGGUCAGGCCGGGCUGCCUGUCACGGUGGCGGGGCUGCUUCUGCUGCUGAAUCUGGCUGCAGCUGUGCAGGAUGUGGCCCUGGACAUGCUGGCUGUGCGGCUCCUGGAGCCCGCAGAGCUGGGGCCUGGCAACACUGUGCAGGUGGUCGCGUACAAGUUGGGGGCGGUGCUGGCUGGGGGUGGGCUGCUGGCCUUGGUGCCCACCCUCUCCUGGCCCCUGCUCUUUCUGCUCCUGGCUGCCACUUAUUGGUUGGCUGCUGCCUUGACCUGGGUGGCACCAGCCCUGCGACAGCUUCCCACACCUCUGCCCUCAGAACACCCCCGACACACCCUGCACCUUGGGCAGGACUUGCUGGCCGUGCCUGGGACCCUGUGGACAGUGGGCUUCGUGCUCACCUACAAGCUGGGUGAGCAGGGCACCAGCGCCCUCUUCCCACUGCUCUUGCUGGACUGCGGCAUCUCUACCCCAGAGCUGGGGCUGUGGAAUGGUGUGGGUGCUGUGGCCUGCUCCAUUGCCGGCUCAUCCCUGGGUGGGGCCCUCCUGGCCAGGCGCCGGCAGCCACUGCCCCUGUUGAAGUCAGCGCUUCAGUUCCGUCUUGGGGGCCUGGCCUGCCAGACUGCCCUGCUCUUUCACCUGGACAGCCCUGGGGCCAGCCUGGCCCCCAGCACAGUCCUGAGAGGUGAGGGGUGGGCCACAGGGGGGAGGAGCUUGGAGUCCUGGGCCCUGCUGACCUCAGCCCUCCCAGGGGCAGCCCUGCUGAGCCUGUGUCUGCAGCACUUCCUGGGGGGCCUGGUCACAACCACCACCUUCACCCUGAUGAUGCGCUGCAGCCAGCUGGCACCAAGUGCCCUGCAGGCCACACACUACAGUCUCCUGGCCACUCUGGAGCUGCUAGGGAAGCUGCUGAUGGGCACGCUGGCUGGAGCCCUGGCUGACAGCCUGGGGCCACGUCUCUGCUUCUUUGUCUUCCUCGCUCUCUCAGCCGCACCCAUGCUGUACCUGGGCCUUGCACCCAACACCCUGGCCUGAACUGGGUGGCCAGACUUAUCAAUAAAGUGGAGUGUGCCUUU